Molecule: messenger RNA, 1626 nt
Organism: Colletotrichum truncatum
Lineage: Eukaryota; Fungi; Ascomycota; Sordariomycetes; Glomerellales; Glomerellaceae
Source: RefSeq, a predicted model, not a curated record
AUGAGUAUCACCAUGAAUCAAUUGGCUCUGGCGGGUGCCAUACUCGUCUUGCCGCUCGUGUUUUUCUUGUCCCGCCAGCGCAGCAAAGAUGAACCCCCCUCUUUGGCCGAUACGAUUCCUUUCGUUACCAACACGUACCAAUACAUGACGAAUGCAAGGGACUUUAUGAAACGUGCAAGCCAUGCUCUGGAAACUAGCAACAUCGUCAAGCUCCGCCUCGGCCCGGUGCGGAUGUACCUCAUCAAGGGAGGACAGCAAGUCCAGACCAUGUUCCGUAAAUCAGCAACCAUGAGCUCUGACAAGUUCAUUCUCAUGGUAUUCAAAGACCUCCAGGGUACUUCAAAAGAAGAUGUCGCCAAGUUCGUCAACGACAAGUCAGGACGAUUGAAGGCGGCAGCACCUGGACACGAAAAUGUGCCUACUGAGCAGCGAUACUGGUAUACCCUGCAUCAUCUGAGCACGACAAAUCUUUCUCUAACCGAAAACACGGCGCAUCUGGCCAACAAGUAUACAGAAUUCCUUGGAGAAGCAUUGGCGAAGCAUCCGCUCGGUGAAUGGUCUACCGUCCAGUUGUUUCAGUACUUGAGGAAAGACAUGGGCGAAAGCGCCAUCAAGUCUUUGUGCGGUACACGGCUCUUGGAGAUAGUUCCUGACUUUUCAGAGCAGUUUUGGCGCUUUGAUAGCGGCUCUUUCCAGUUGUUGAAUGGUUUGCCGAGAUGGUUGAAUCCUAAACCGGCGCAAGAGCGUGAUAAGAUUGCGCGAAUGUCCGAAAAAUACUUGAAUGAGGUGUUUCCCACUUUCGACUGGGAGGGUCUCAGUCCAGACACCUACUGGGAGCCGGCGCUUGGAUCUAGGCAUUCGCGGGAGCUUCAGAAAUGGGCUUACGAUUCCGGCAUGACUUUGCAGUCUCGCGCAGCAUUCUUCUUCAUGUCAAUAUUUGCCGUCAACUCCAACACCGUACCAGUGACAACCUGGUACAUGAUGGAGCUUCUCAAGGACCCGAGCCUUUAUGAAGCCAUUCGUGCCGAGGCCGUUCAAGCUUUGGUGACUGAUCCAGUAACCGGAAGACGAGAUUUUGACGCACAGAAACUCGUAUCUAUGCCUCUUAUGCAAUCCGUGUUCAUCGAGUGCAUGCGCCUGCAUGUUUCGAUUGCCAUUACGCGGGAAAUUCUGGAAGACACAGUUAUGGAUGGCUUCCAUUUGAAGAAGGGCUCUCUAAUUCAGGCACCGACAAACCUCGGUCACUUUGACGAUGGAGUUUGGGCCCGCGAAGGCCAUCCGGCAUCCGAGUUCUGGGCUGAGAGACACGUUAAAUACGUGAAGAAAGAAGAUGAAGCUACAGGGAAAACAACUACCGAAAAGCAAUUCGUCAUGGCUGGAAAACCGAGUGAUUUCUUCCCUUUUGGUGGCGGGGUUUCCAUGUGCCCCGGACGACACUUCGCGAAACAAGAGAUUUUACUUACGGUUGCGACACUGGUAACACGAUUUGACAUGGAGCUCAUAGAGUGGACUCACAUGGACGGCAAAAAGUCCGACAGAGCAGCGAAGGACAAUGAGACGUAUUUCUUGAAUGCCGCUGUACCCCCUGACCGUGAUGUCAAGAUUAGAUGGAAGAGGCUUUGGUAA